AUGUCGUGUCCCUUCUUUUUUGUCUCACGGCAACCUAAAGAUGGGUGUUCUCAAGUUCAGGUACAAACCGAUUUACACGAAAGUUUAAAGAAUAUAUCAGACCAAAUAAAAAAAGAUGGCGUUUACGUACCGGAGGUUUUGAGGCCUUUGCUGCGUUGUACCAUCGUUGAAACGGUUGUUGGACCUACACAUAUAGCUUUUCGACUUCAAGUAAUCAUUUAUCCACUAAAUUGCAUAAAAAAAUCUAGGAUGGACGUGUUUGCCGGGUCUCUUAUUCACUUCGCGCGGACAAACUGGCAAGCAAUAAUGACAAAAGACUUCUUUAGACGAGGUCGUUCUUCUGAUUCAAGAUCUGAAUCUUUAUACAACCGGGAUGCUAACUCUGGAUCGAUUCGUGUUCCUGGAGCUUCUGUAGCACUUCGGACUUUACGCACACCCAUGAGUGUUUUGGGAAGGAGUGCCAGGUCCCUUAGUCUUUUUCGAGAAAUGCAGCGGCAGGGAAUAUACUUAGCGCGGCCACUAAGCUCACAAAUACCCGCUUCUGACGUUCCAGAGAACCUCAUUGAACAAUGCCAAACAGUUCUGCAGGGGAAAUCUAGACAAUUGAUUAUCAGAGAACUUCAACGAACUAAUUUGGAUGUUAAUAUGGCAGUUAAUAAUUUGCUCUCACGGGAUGACGAAGCGGACCUUGGGGCGUCAUCUGGUACAGUUAGUAUUGGUGAAGAUUGGGAGGACGAAGCCGAAGAUCUGUUUUCCCUGUUUGAGCAUCCGGAGCGCCACCUGCUCUUGGACGGUGAAUCCGGUUUUACUGAUGACCUCAUUGAUCGACCUUCGUCGCCUAGGUUUCGCAGGGAACUUUCUAUCGACUACGGUAAACACUUAUAUUCCAUUUCAUCACAUACGAUAGAUCGGAGUCUCGGGGAUCACGCCGCCUACACCGAUCGGAGAAAGCGUCGAAGACUCGAUACCCACGCUUAUUUGCGAAACUCUGAAGCAUACAGUGGUCGGUCUGCUGAGUCGCGUCGAUUUUGGCGCAGUGUAGGACUCCCUUCUGAUGACAAGGGCAUCCGUCAAGACGAAGACGCUUUUGAAACCACAAAUACCGGAAAGAAUAACGAAAAUAAUGUUCAACUUGGUGACAACCUGGAAUUUUGGCCCACAAAUUCAGCCGAAUCGGUUGGUUGCCACUUUGUCAGCAUCGCUGCUCUGUAUACUGAACUGGUAGCCGUAAACAGUCAAGGCGAGCUUCACCAAUGGAAGUGGCAGAGUUCUGAACCUUUUAAUCCUCAUAGUAGCAAUUCUCCACCUUUCAACUUAAUGGACCAAUCAGAGUCGGGAGCAGCGCUCGUGAAUCAUCGCCACCCCCGUGCAUCGAGCUUGGGAAUCGCGCAUGAAAAGGUAGUUUCUCUCUCGGGUUGUAUCACCCGCGCGUCGAUUAUGACAGCCACCGGGGCAAUCGCGUCAUGGAUGGACGAGGUAUUGCCUUGUCUCCUCCAGUCGGCUGCCUCUGCACCUGCCGCCGCCGCUGCUGCCACCUCCGCUCUCAUGCGCCUUGAACACCCGGCAAUGCACUUUGGCGAGUUGAAGGCGGAGACUGUCACUCGUGUCCUCACCGCACCCCUAAUUACUGUGGUGCAAUGCGCCUCUGGGGCAGUUUUCUGGUGGGGCGUUCUCCCCUCGUACAUCCGGCAACGCAACGCCGAGAAACAAAAGCACCCCAUCUCGCCUGUCACGAGUACUUCAACUGCGGCAAACACAAGUAUCACCUCCACUACCCGUCACCGAGUCACGAGUAGUGGGUCUGAUGUUGGCUCGAAGACCACCUCCACUACCGCCACCGCCGCCACAUUUUCCCUCGGUCCUGGCGACCUAGUCUGCAUGAAAAAUGCUCCUGUUUUCCAUGCCGGUGCGAUAGGCUUUACUCUGGUGAACGGCGUACCGAAGGUGGGUGUGCUGCUGGAAGACGCGUGGAAGCUCACAGACGUGUGCCGUUUCCGUGUGAAGUCGCCAUCUGCAAUCGGCAGUGGCACGACAAAAAAUCCACUCCAGUCCGCGACAAUUACCAUUGCAACGCCUUCCGAAGCCGUCCACGCUCUCACUUGUCCCUAUGCUCAGGCAGCAGCAGCGGCUCAGGCUGCUGCCCAAACCGAGCCUGAUCCCCCUCCCGUGGACUCAGGGGCUCUUGAGAUGCCUCCCCCACCGUCACCUGCUUCUUCCACGUGCUCUGACCAAUCAGGCCCCGUCAAAGUCAGUCCUGGUACAUUCAAGCGAAAGAAAGCACCAAGUACAUCAAGUGAUGGUGGUGGCGGCGGGGGCAGUGCUAGUGCUGCCUCGAGCGUUAGCCGUCGCCAAGUGGAAUCUGACCAGUGCACAAAGUCGCAGAAGCAGACUUCGAAGGCGUCGCACCACGACGAAGAGAUCGAGGACUGGUGUUUGAACGAGGUCGUCUUCGUAGAGGACGGCAGAACUCAACCAGUUGGCGUGCUGCUUAAGGUCGAUGGUGCGAUUGCGGCGGUCAAAUUUCUCAAGGAGCAGGACCGCGCCUGUCUUGCUGCGCGUUGCCCUGCUGCUCCUGUCUGCCUUUUCAUCAACCAGAUCACAAAAAGUACCGGCCAGAAGUCAUCAACAAGUUCGGCUAGUCUCCCAUUGACUCCGCAUGAUCCCAUGUCCUGGCUGAACGAUUGUCGCCUUUUGAAGAAGGACGAUUUGAUGCUGGUGAAACAACCGAUCGGUGGAGGAUUGCCUCAGCGUGUUCCCGAUUUCGUUCAACACAGUCCGCGUAAUGUGCCAUUCUCGUUCCUCGGCAACUCAACAGCCGCUGCCAAGCAGAACCACGAGACCUCGAACGUCGCUGCGCCGCGAAAGCGCAUAAUUGCCUUGGCCCCGGAGAAUUGUCGACUACACGCAAUCGUGGAUCGGAUGCUGGCGUCUGAGGGUGGUCAGCUACGCGGCCUGGAGUACCACGUCUUCACACUGAAUGGAAAAACAGUUUCUUCGCGGCGUCUGCCUGCUCUCUCAAAGGCCCCACCUAGUGACGGUGAUAGCUCUUUCUACUCCCAUCUAACACUCACCUGCCCUGCCGAGCGUCCUCUCUUGGUGCGGGACUCCAAUGGUGUGGUUUUUCCCUUCCUUCCACCCUCCCGUCCAGGUCAGGAGUCCUGGGUGUUUCCGUCGUGGCUGGGCCUGCCUCCGGUGCAGUGCGCCGCGCUCGCCUGGAUCAGUCCGCCCGCGCGCCACGCCUCCGUUCCACUUCGCGCGCAACGCGACGGCGACGCACCUGCACCGCCUGCCGUGUCACGACCUGACAAAAACUCCGUCUCCGCCUCGUCUUCCGCCAGACAACCACAUCCGGGCCCUCGGAUACUUCUUGGAGUUGUUGUGAUCGCGGAAACUAGUCUCCUCCAGCACAUCCUUCGUGCCGAUGAGACCAAAGUCGAGGAAACACUACGGUCAUUGAACGGAGCUCCGCCUGAUCGCGCACAGGUGGUGCUAAGCGAAAUGGCCGAUGGACACCGGUCAGUUCUUCACAUGGCCGUGCUAAUGUGCGCUCCAACGAGCCGCGAAACUCCGGAGUUGGCUCAGCGCCUGGAAGGCAUCCUCAAACAGGACUCUGCUUCCUCGUCAUCCGCCGCCGCUGAUGGCAGCGGAUGGACCACCAUAGCUCCGUCAUCACCUCCGCCUCCGCCUCCUCCUAGAUCGCUUCAUUCCCUCCUCAAUCUGAGCGCCACUAGUGGCUCCAGAUCAGCUGCGGCCGGUGGUGUCUCCUCGGGUCUAACAGUUCAUGAUCUAUUCAUCCGCUCACCCCUUGAAGCAGCCGGCGCAGCAGCUUCCACAGCUCCCACCAUUCCCGCGGGUGGCGCAUCGGACGCCGCACCGCCGUCCUUAGGUGGCGGCAGCGGUCAUUUCUGUCAUUUGCCGCCUCUCAGCGGUACCACCGACGAGGUGUCCCGCCGUCUCGCCUCCCACCGCAUCCUCCGUGCCCUCUUGCUUCACCCGCGUCUGCGUCCCUUCAUGUCGCGGCUUCUCGCCGGCCUCUCGGACGACGGAUUGACGCCCUUCAUGCUAGCUGUCCAAUGCAAAGCCUACCAGGUGGCCAAUUUCCUUCUCGACUACCUCUGCGACUUGGAGGGAAUACGUUGCGAUGGAAGCGAGGAGGUCAACCACCAGUUUCGUUACUCUCGUCUCAUGCCUUACAUCUACCCUCCCUCUGCUCGCCUCGACGACUCACCGCUCUUCACCCUCUGCUACAACGACAACUGUAGCUUCACGUGGACCGGUCCGAACCACAUCCGCCAGGACAUCUUCGAGUGCCGCACCUGCGGUCUCAUGGACUCCCUUUGCUGCUGUUCGGAGUGCGCAAGGGUCUGUCACAAGGGCCACGACUGCCGCCUGAAGCGCACCUCACCCACCGCCUACUGCGAUUGCUGGGAGAAGUGCCGUUGUCGCAGUCUCGUGUUGGGUCACCAGGCUUCUCGUCUGAGCCUCUUCCAGAGACUCCUCCUCUUCACCGACCUCGUCUACCUUCCCAACAGGUCUAAUGAACACUUGAUGGUGUACUUGACACGUUGUGUUGAGAGGCAGACGCGGGAGCAGAAGCAGUACAAGUCUUCUCGCAGGCGUGGUGGAGGCGGCGAAAGAGUGAGCCUUGCAUCGAAUUUGGCCUCACGCGUCGCCCUAGCAACCGGCGAGGCUGCCUCGUCUUUGACCCGAGGUGGCGGCGGUGGUGGUGGAAAUGUGACCUCAUUGGACGAACCUGAGCACGAUUUGGAACCGCCAACAUUUUCAAGGGAUGCGCUAGAGCUGGUGUUGGAUUCCAGACCCGCAGCGGCUAGUUUGUUGUGUGAUAGCAAGAGCACCUUCGCAUCGGAGCCAUUCACAAGAUUUGCCGAUAGGAAGGGCAAGUCUGCAGGAUAUUCUGUAAUGGCGAUUCAAUCGGGCACGUCUCAGCUCGACGACUUCGUCUUCACCCUGCUUUGCAAAUGCCCGCCCGAGUUCCUCGUGCGUCUGGUCAACACCCUGGCGUGCAGUCUCUCCGACCACCUGAUGGCCGAUCGGGGCCUGAAGCGUCUUCUUGCCCUCUGUUUGCACGACGGCCCCGUCGACAACACCGACGCAUACUUCUACUGCCAACGUGGUGUGGCUCGGUUCAUCCGGUCUGUCGCCCGCGUCUACACCAGUCUUGUUCUUGAACUCACUCCAGACCACUACAAAAGGAAGUCGCGACUGACGUCGCAGGUGCAGCCCCUGGAGUUGUCGCGCUUUGUCUUCUUCCACCUCGCUCCAGUCGCGCUGCCCGAGCUCACCCGGCUGGCCGUCAACGUCCUCGCUCCUGUGCGCACCGGCGCGCUCCGCUCCACCGCCCUCUUCAACCUCACCUCCCAGCAAAGCGAAGCUAUCCACGGCUUCGAUCAAGUGCUUGCUGCCGAGAGGACCUCCUCUUUGCGUCGCCAAACUCUAACUUCUGCAAGCGCUGCUUCGGCGAAUAAUUCUGUCUCCGGGGGCGGGGGAGGCUGUUUUGACUGCCCGAAUUCCGUGGUACGGCGUCUCAUGUAUGGCUGCGAUUCGGCGGGUUCAGGCACACUGCUGCCAAGUUGGUGUGUUCUGGAACAACAAACCUCCGCGUCCAGGCACCCAAAGCCCCCUGAAGGUGACAAGUUGAGUUCCACUUCGGAUAUUGCCGCUUUUACCCUGGAUGAACCGAUGGAUAUCGAUAGUGCCAGCCAGGAUCCGGCCCCGCGCGUCACAGACCUUCCUAGACGUCGCCGUCGUCACAGCCAAGGUAGUGGCAGUGGAGGCGGGAAUCGUCAGAGCCCGUCACCCAAACGCCGCCGCCGCCGUCGUCGCCGAAAUCGACGUAAUCACGGAAACAGUGAUCAAUCACCUUCCCAUCAGCCGGCGCCUCAGGCGACCCCCGUCAUUGUCGUUGAACAAUCUGCAACCACCACUUCAACCGCUUCGUCUGACCCUUUUGCCGAGAUGCAGAUCCUGUCCACAGCUGGCGGUGACUCGGACACUGACGCAGACGUCCGAAGCAAUGAGUUGGACAGCAAUACUACCACUGUUGCGGCUGCAUCCAAUCAGACGGCGGAGGAGGAAGAAGAGUAUAGUGGUACUGAGUCGGAAGAAGAGGGCGAUUCUGAUGUUGGUACGCACUCCGUCGCCAGUAGCGGUGGCGGCAGAACGUUGCUUCUUCGUCAACCCCCACAAAUUGAGGCUUCUGGAUCGCAGCACAGCUCCGUGAGCAGCACGGCGGCUACUGCCGGCACUGCCGGAAGCAUUAUAAUGGAUAUGGAGAGUUCUCUCGUUGCAAGUACCUCUGGCAAUGCAAACACUUCGCAACAGGAGUUUAUCACUACUUAUCCACCAGAGCAGUCUCUUCCUGGUGAACAGCAAUCGGUAACCGCGGAGAACACCGCACUGGAUGAUGACACGAUGGUUGCUACAAUGUUCUGCGCCAGCGAUGAUGAAGAAGAGGCGGAAGUGGGGGAAAAUGACGAAAACGACCUUGAUGAAACUCUGCCCAUCUCGGAGCUUGGUUUGGAAGAGGAGAUUGAUCGUGGUAGCCGUCUUCACCCUCAGAAUGAGGAAGAUGACGUCAGCGACGAGGAUGAGGAGGAGAUUGAUGAUGAUGAAGAUGUUGGAGUAGAGGAAGAAGAAGACUCAGAAGAUGACGGUGGCGAUUCAGAGGAUGACGAAGAGGAAGAUGAAGACGAGGAGGAGGACGAUGAAGAUGAAACGGAAGAAGAGGAAGAGGACGAAAGAGAAAGACAAGAGGAGAAAGACGACGAAGAAGAGGAUGAACCCUAUUCCCCGGAGAGCGAGCCUAGCCCUCCUCCAUCUCCGCCGUCGUCACCAUGGACACGUCUUCCUGUGAGUUCGUCGGCAACCCCAGCGACGGUAUCGACUGAUGAUGUGACACCACAAACGACGACAACGGCGGCGACGGCAACCACCUCAACGGCGCCCCCCGUUGCGAGGGGUUUCUCGGCCUCCGCGUCUACCUCCACGCUGGCUGGAAUCGCUCACCUCUACGCCGCGGCACUCUCCUCUUCUUCCGAGAGACGCGGCUCCGGGCGCAAUUCGACGCUGCCUUCGCGAUACGCCUUGGCUGGAAUGAACCUGCUGAGUGCCCCCCUCUCGCCACCGCGCUCCACGUCUGGCAACACAAACAACAGCUCCACCAACGCCGCGGCCACAACCACGACCAACGCCAUCAGCGGCGUCACUCCGGCAACUGGUAGCGCGCCUGUCCCCACCACCACGGAAACCACUGGCGGAGCUACCGAGGGGUCUGACGGGAAGAAGUGUGGAAUCCACGUGACACAGGUCCAUCUGAGCCGGGCGUUCGCCUGCCUCCUGCGUCUGAUUGCUGACGUCAUGGUGGACCUCGUUCACCAGGGUGGUGACAUCGAAAAUGGCUGCAGCAUUUCCGCCUCGCUGGCGCCUGGCGACCUGCGUCGCUGCUUCUCCGCUCCUGUUCUGCUCAACUCCGCCUUGGUGACACCUCUGAACCGUCAGCUGAACGCCAUCAACCGCACUGGCCAGUUCAUCACCCCGUUUCCGCCCACCAUGGCCGCGCGGAUCCCCGAUACGGUGGAGCAGGCGACCGUCUGUGCCGCCGCGGGCUUCAUCCUUGCCCCCAUCUGGGCCUGGCUCGUCGGUGCUCUCGACAGUCUGGAGGCGCGUCUUCGUUGCCGGGCACGCUGGACGUCAAAACACGCAGCUACUAAGCCCAGUAGUUCCACACCCACCGACUCGACUGCAUCGUCUCUGCCGGGUCGUCGUAAGGACGCAAAAUCUGACCGCACUGGAACUGCCAGCGGAUCGGGGUUCCAGCAAUCACCCUUAGAGGGUAAUGAAUCAGCUCCAGCAGGCGGCAGCGGCAGUAACUCCUCCAACCGACAGCACCUCCUUGCCUACCUGCUUUCGGUGAUGCGCACCGCAACCAACGACCACGGCGACGCCAUUCCCCCGGUCGACGUGGCCAGCCACAAACACACCGCUUACCUCAUCGACGCCUUCUUGUACUUCUUUAAGGUCUCGUCUGUGCAAUUUGCUAUCCUUGUGCUCGAGUUUAUCAGUUUGUCAAAUUUAAACGUAUUCGAAAGCACCUGGCCUGCUGGUCUCGUGCACCACCUGAUCCACCUACGCGAUGGCAGUGAAGAGGACGACGACGAGGUGGGGGAGGAGGCGGAGCGUGAGGUGCAUCGGUCGCCCAGACUCUUCCACGGUCGUCCAUUGGCCGGACGCAAUGACGCCUACUUUCGUCGAUCGGCCAGCACCCUGUCACUAGCCGGCGCCGGGCUAGACCCCGUUCUCUCUCCUGUUGCAGACGCGUUACCGCUGGCUGUGGCCCCGCACCAACUGCAACCCAACUCCCGUCGUUCUGAGCUGUUCGGCAUCACCAGAGAUAUCCACUCCGAUGUUUUCGACCUGCUGCCAUCUCGACCUCACGAAAAAGACGGUGGCCACAACGACGAGGCGAGUAGUGGCAAGGCUGUGCACUACAGCCGAAUCGGGAAACUCUUCAAGGACUCGAGCAUCGGUCGUCAGAUUGUCUGGGGCGGAGAGUUCCUCGACGUGUGCGGUCACGCCGGUUUGGUGUUGUCGCGUUGGUGUACUGCUCUCGACGCCUUCACCCGUGCCUUCCCCGAGGACGUCGGUGCCGAGCAUCGCAGCUACAUGGUCGAGUUGGCUCGCUUUCCAGAAAAGGAGGCGCGCUUCCGCAAGGAGAUGGAACGCCUCCGCAAUGCUUCACGACGUGAUCUCACCCUUGAGGUAGCUCUCACUCCUCAUGGUUGUCCUAUGUGGUCUUGUCUGCGCCUUGUCAAGAUGGCGAUAGUGGAACGCGAACCAAAUGCUCUCCUCAUAUCUACAGUGCGUCAAUUGAAUGCCGAGUUUAGUCAUCGAUUUAAUAUGUCCCCAGCAACGCCGUUCUUCGUAACGAAAGGAGCACCUAACCAAAGCGCAGCCAGAUCCAUGCGUGCCUCCAUGGGUCCGUCGACGUCGUCCGCGGCGUCUUCGCAGCCGCCGAACCUCUCACCAGGCGGAGCGGCCAUCCUUGCCUGCCACCGGUUGAAGGUCACCUUCAAGGACGAGCCGGGCGAGGGAUCUGGAGUUGCGCGGUCGUUUAUCACCGCCUUCUCCGAGGCGGUCCUCACCAAUCUCCCUCUGCCUGACCUCUCUCCCCUCAUGAUCUCCGUCCCCACAUCGUGCGUGACCUCCUCCAGUGCUGUCCUAGUUGAAAAGGCUGAACCCGUCGUUGUUGAUUUUACUUGCGCAGAUGAUGUCAUGCCACCGUCAUCUUUGGCCGGUGACUACCAUAUGGCAGCGACGUCACGUUUGCUAAUACGUCUCGGUUUGCCGCAAACGCUCCCUUCUACCCCACCCUCUACCACUACCUCCACCACAACCACUGCCGCCGCCGCCUCAUCUUCCAGUCGACCGCUUCUGCCCCGUCGAAGUGAUUCCUCCAUCACAGUCUCGCGUGCACUCUUCCGCACACCCGUCACCACCUCCUCCAUUUCCUUCAACCUCUCCACUCCGACCGCUCCACCCGCCAGUGUUGAAGGCGAGGCCCCAGUGGCGUUGCCAUCUUCUGACGUCGACGCGUCGGACAUUGCACCUGAGCUUCGGGGUAAUGCCGCUUCCAGUGAUGGCAAUGCCGCUGGCACGCCCGCGUCGAAUGUACCGAGCUUCGAGGGCACCAAAGUUCCUGAAAACAGCAACAGCGUCGCCGGCAGCAACAGCAGCAGCGGUGGUGGCGGGAGUGAGUCGGCCGAGCGGGCGCCCCUCUUCUGGCAGCCCGGAUUGGCUGGCUUCUAUUCGCCUCGUGCCACCAACUUCUUGUCUAGCAUGGAUUACUUUUUGCAAUUUGUCAUGACCACUGCCUCGGUUUCUGUUUGCAGCUGUGUUGGACGCGUGAUCGGUCUGUGUCUCCUCUUCAACGAGACCUGCCCUUUGCGCUUCAAUCGUCACGUUCUCAAGUACAUUCUGGGUCGUCCUCUGUGUUGGCACGACUUUGCGUUCUACAACACCACCGUCUACGAGGGCCUAAGGCAACUCCUCCUCUACACCACCUCAACGCGACCUGAUGGGGAGUCAGAUUCCAUUCGUGACUACAACCUGACCUUUUCAUUGAUGAUGGCUCCCGAGGAGGGGGGUAGUAGUGGUGCCUCGGGACCCCAACAACACCCAUUGGCUCCAGGUGGCGAGGAAAUCGAUGUCGAUUCUGAGAAAAUCUACGAGUUCGUCAAACGCUACACCGAAUUCAAGAUGUGGGAGGUGAUCAAGGAGCCGCUGGAGCAACUGCGUCUUGGUGUCUUCGAUAUGUUGCCGACGAACGCACUGGACGGCCUGACUGCGGAAGAUCUGCGACUCCUUCUAAACGGAAUCUGGGACGUCGACGUGGACUUGUUGGUGAGCUACACAACCUUCCUGGACGAAUCUGGAUGCAGCAGCAGUAGUGGUGUUGCAGGCGAUGGACAACCGUCCGGAACUGAUGGCGCUGACCCUGCGUCGUCGCCCACAGCAACCGAACGAGUUGCCCGCCUGAAACGGUGGUUCUGGCACGUCGUUCGCGGCAUGGACACGCGCCAGCGACAGGAUCUGCUCUACUUUUGGACGUCGUCGCCGGCACUGCCAGCUAGCGCUCAGGGCUUCGCUCCGAUGCCGACUAUAAUGAUUCGUCCGGCCGAUGACCAGCACCUGCCCACGGCCAACACGUGUAUCUCGCGUCUCUACCUGCCUCUCUACUCCUCGAAGCAGGUUCUCCGCGAGAAACUGCUUCAAGCCAUCGAGACACGUAGCUUCGGUUUCGUCUGA
Mesocestoides corti is the source of this 10824-nucleotide messenger RNA. The record is from the annotation of a GenBank genome assembly. NCBI's taxonomy places the organism in Eukaryota, Metazoa, Platyhelminthes, Cestoda, Cyclophyllidea, Mesocestoididae.